AUGCCCCUCCCCCCAAUUCAGCGCCUACUUCCACUCGACGACAACUUUAAACUAUCUUCGUGGCCUCCUUACUUCAGGGUUUGCGUCCUUGCAUCACCCCAGAGAUUGGUCUCUGUCCCACGUGCGAUCGCCAUCGUUAAGGAAUUCGAAACCAUUAUCGACGGCCUCUCGGAUGCACUUGAUUUCAGUCGUACCAUUGGAGCCGAUGCAGCUGCAUCAAUCCCGUACGAGCUAGGUGGAGGUAGAGGUACACUUGGAGAAGUCGAUUUUUAUACCAGUCAUGAGGGAUUGAUGCUGGGCUACGAAUCCGCUUUGACGCGCGAGCUGCCCGUUCCUCCUUCAAUUGAUAUCGCUAGAUCUGCGUCUGCCACCGCCAACACCACUGCUGGUGCUGGUGCUGUUGAUGCUGAUGCAUCGAGGCCUGCUAAGGCGCACUAUAACACUGGAGCACACUUCUUGUGGAUCGGAGACCGUACACGCCAGCUGACGGGUGCGCAUGUGGAGUACUUUAGGGGAAUCAGGAACCCUAUUGGGAUCAAAGUCGGUCCAAGUAUGCAAGCGGAUGAGUUAGUGAAAGUAUUGGAUGUGGUCAACCCUGAUAAAGAAACUGGAAGGGUGACGCUCAUAACGCGGUACGGAGCAUCAAAGACUGCCUUCUCGUGGAUCAUGUUGUUGCCGUCCCGUAAUGCCAACCCCGAAAUCAUCGCGGUCUAUGAAACCAACUUCUGUGAUCGUGCUGCAAACUCUUUCCAAGUUGUAGGAUCUGAGUUUUGCCACGCACCAUCAGGUUUUAGUGUUUCUCUUCUCUUAUAG
Psilocybe cubensis is the source of this 813-nucleotide messenger RNA. RefSeq lists its product as uncharacterized. The record is from RefSeq and is a predicted model, not a curated record. The transcript is spliced from 7 exons. Lineage: Eukaryota; Fungi; Basidiomycota; Agaricomycetes; Agaricales; Agrocybaceae. Gene Ontology annotation, biological process: aromatic amino acid biosynthetic process. Gene Ontology annotation, molecular function: 3-deoxy-7-phosphoheptulonate synthase activity. The coding region runs from base 1 to 813 and encodes 270 amino acids.